Messenger RNA from Impatiens glandulifera, 699 nucleotides. RefSeq names its product wound-induced basic protein. The coding region runs from base 137 to 280 and encodes 47 amino acids. Lineage: Eukaryota; Viridiplantae; Streptophyta; Magnoliopsida; Ericales; Balsaminaceae. The transcript has 2 exons. The record is from RefSeq and is a predicted model, not a curated record.
GCCGACCUAAUAAUAAUAAUAAUACCCGGUUUGACAUAAAAAAGGCGACUGCAUUUAAUCUCUUACGAUUUAGGUUUUACAGAGAUUAGAUUGAUCAAAAUCGAAUUCCGGUGGCCAAGAAAGAAUACGUGUGACGAUGAUAUACGACGUCAACUCCCCUCUCUUUAGAUCCUUCCUUAGCCAGAAGGGUGGUGCAUCAGACAAGAGGAAAACUGAGGAGCAGAAGCCAAAGGAACAGAGACCCAAGGCUAAUGAAAACAAACCUGUUAUGAACGAGUAAAGCCAAGGUUAUAUGUUGGCCACCACCUCCUUCUCUGUGUAGUAGGUUUCAAAUGAUAUUUGUGUGUGUACCCAACAACCCUUUCUAUUCUUAAGAUACCAAUUUUCUUCCUAAUACUUUGAAGUUUUAUAAUAAUAAUAAUAUGUCCUUGUGAGAUAUCUGAUGUCUUCUUUUAUAAUUGUUGGCUUGUUUUAUAUUGAUGAUAAUCUCAAAAUUGCAUUUCCUUUAAAGCAUAGUAAUUGGUAGCUUUUUCCUCUUAGUAGGUUCUCUCCCCUCUCCAGCAUUUUUGUGUUGAGUUUUGUUUUUCUUUUGUGUGUGUGUGGGGUUGAGACUUGUCCUUUUUUUUGGUUUUUGUCAAACCUCAAUAAUGGUUACCUAUCUAUCUAUCUAUGUAUCAUCUUCAUUGGAUCCCUUUUCAA